Tuber aestivum (summer truffle) is the source of this 2580-nucleotide messenger RNA. The record is from the annotation of a GenBank genome assembly. NCBI's taxonomy places the organism in Eukaryota, Fungi, Ascomycota, Pezizomycetes, Pezizales, Tuberaceae.
CAACAACAACAACAACAACAACAACAACAGGGGUUUCUAACUCUGCACUAUUAAUAUAUCCUAUCCUACAACUCCAAAAUGUCAAAUGAACGCCACAGGCUGGUAGUAGGCGGUAUCUUCCCCUGAGCCUUUAAUCUACGAUAUUUUUCUAAUCCAUGGGUCAAAGUGGACUUUGGCACGACAUAUUCUGGUAACCGGCGUCUGACCUUCAACAGCCGGACACUAUGGCUAAUCGGUACCUUCAGGGCUAGCAUAUAUUCACACCACUAACCCUGACUAUAAAAACAUAGAAGUAAUCGACAGCUGGCCAGGUCGGGGAAACGCCAACCUUGCCAAAGUCCCCACCGAAAUCAGCUAUUCGGACAACGGCGCAUCUUGGGGCUAUGAUAUUCCCUCGAGCGGACUCCGCUAUGGUUUCUUUAAGCUUCUCCUGGAUACGAACGCAGCGACACAGUACGACAACCCCCGACUGGCCGCAUCAACCCCCCCGUCCAUGGAACACUCGUACGCAAACACCCCGUUGCCCGUGGGAAAGACUGCGGCAGAAAUCACGACGGAUUACCUCAAACUACUGUAUUCACACCUUAUGAAGACACUGCGCGAAAGGCUCAUCCGCACGUUGGAUAAUACGCCAAUUCAAUUCGUUUUGACAACGCCGGCGAUAUGGAGUCACGAGGCGCAGAACGCGACAUGUCAAGCGGCCCUGGAGGCUGGAUUUACAUCGAGGACAGGGGACACAUUGACAAUGGUCUCGGAGCCGGAAGCUGCGGCAUCGUAUUGUCUGAAAGAGAUCUACCAUGAGCGCUCUGACACUGACAACCCCCUUGAGGUAUGCUUUCUUCCGCCAAGGCGUUAUUGGGUUAGGGUUAACGAAAUCCAGCCAGGCGAGCGAGUGGUAAUUUGCGAUGCCGGGGGCGGGACAGUGGUAAGUCACCUUGCAUCGCACGAGCUUCCAGGGUUGCUAAGUGUCCAGGACUUGAUAACCUACACGGUCGAGAAAGUAAGUCCUAGGUUAAGCCUGCACGAAGCCGUCGUAGGUUCUGGUGGGAAAUGCGGAUCGGUUGCGGUAGACAAAGAGUUCCUAAGCCUUUUAGAAUCCCGCAUUGGGCCCAGCUUCAGGGAAUGGCCCGCUCGAAAGACUGCCCCACAGGGUCCCCUAAUGCGUGAGUUUGACAGGGCAAAGAGAGAGUUUGGAACCACAACUCGUACGCUCUUCUGGCGGAUCCCCGUUGGAUACGUGAGAGAUGAUCCCGAGAAUGGGAUUGAGGAUGCGGAGCUGAGAUUAACGGUGUGAGUACCUCGGCCUAGCCGGUGCCGGCAUUAAUGAGGGCCAGUGAGACUGAAGUGCUGAGCAGGGCUGAUAUGAAGGGGUUGUUCUACCCAAUCGUCAAGCAAGUGAUUUCCCUGUUAGAGCAGCAGGUUCGGGAUUCCAACAGAUCGGACUCUUCAAAUAAAGUUUCUGUAUACUACCCCUUUCCGGUUAUUUUAUGCCCCAAGCUGAUCGGUAGACAAUCUUCCUGGUUGGCGGCUUCGGUGAAUCUGCAUAUCUCUUCACAGAAGUGCAGGCUUGGGUUAAACGGCAGUCCUACAAAAUCCGGGUCAUCAAUCCCAAUUUUUCGUAAGCUCGCCGAAAUCUCAUAAACCAGUUCCUGAAAUGGCAUACUAAAGGCCUACAGCUGGUCCGCCGUGGUCCGAGGAGCAGUUCUUCAUGGCGUUGAAGGUAUGGUCCAUACGCGGAAGCUAAAGCAACAUUACGGCGUAAAAGUAGCAACAAAAUUUGAACCGGGCCUACACGAUGAAGAAGAUUCCUUUAUAGAUCCUUAUUACGAGAUAAAAUACAGUCGGGAUAAUAUUGAGUGGCUAGCGGCAAAGGUAUGCGCUCUCCCCUGCCGCUUCAUAAAGCUGUAAGGUUGAAAAGAAGAGCAGGGCGACGACGCUAGCAGCGAACGAGUGAUUUCGAUACCCUGUGGGGCAUCCUUCCGUCCAGAGGAUAGGAGAGCAAUCACGCUCUCCCUAGUGGGGUGCAAAUUCGAUAAUCCGCCCCAGAGUGCCAAGCACUGGAGUAGGUUAUUCUGUCCCUGACGAAUCGGAAGAAGGCUAACGACAAAAUAGUGGUGGAUGCAUUGGGGACGGUCAUUUGUGAUGUGUCUGUGAUGCCACCGUCGGCUUUCCAGGUCAAGCGAUCGGGGUUCUUCUUUUUUCAGGACUCAAUUUCGAGGGCCAGUUUCGCUGUCGAUAUGAAGGUUGGGUCAGCCGACCUAGAAUUGGACUUGAUGCAUGCCGGAAAGUCAUAUGGGAAAGCAAUGAUUGAAUAUUAAAACCCUUGUGGAGAAGUAUAGUAUUGAUUAUGAGACCAAUACAGGAUGUUUUUUAGGCAUGUGCAUCGGGCUGCAUGGAGGGUCUCUGUAUACCGAGUGAUAAUUAGUGUAUGAUAUGAUACGUGGCGUCACUGGCGUGCUCCUGAGGUACAAUUUAUUGGGCCCUAAACCAAGUCAAGGUGCUGGGCAAAAGGGCAAAAGUAGAAAACGGCUUGGCUCCCGCAAAAAGCAUAUCAUGAUAUCAUACCUGCAUAAUAUUUCA